AUGGCCGAAAGGGCCGGGAAAGGCAAGCAACUGCCGAAGAGGCAGAGGCCCUCGCGACUCAGAAAUGAAGUACGCCAGGGGUCAACCGAUGAUGAACGGGAGCACAAGAAGCACGCCAUCCAGGUUCCCAAUAGCGAUGCGGUGGUUCCCGAGACUCAGCCCGAUCACGACGAAUACUUCAAUGAUGAUGGUCAUGGUCCUGAAAACGAGUCGGAGUUCACUCUGAGUCCCAAUUCUCUGGCCCUCCUGGAACGUACUGCAGUGACGAAGAAGGCUGAAGCAGUCGAGUUUAUUCCGUUCACUUUCAAGCCUCUCUCUAGAAGUGCCUUCCCACUGAGUAAUAGCUCUGCAUCAGCAGGUCCACACCCAUCCGUUCCUCGGUUCAAAACAACAAAAAAGGUUCCCAAAAAACCCUCCCGGAAAGAAGAAGACAAUGCCGAAGAGUCUAUUACUCAUAACGCAUUGACGAUACCUGAUGACCAAGAGCACAGUGUACAUGCAUCUCAUGAUGUCUCUACCAUCGCGGAGGCUGCAUCUGCCGCACCACCACUUCAACCGGCCGACGACCGCCACAAUAGACCAGGCACUGCGACGUCCCAAGAGAUGAUUUUGUUUUACCCGCCCGUCGCCGAAAAAUUACAGCAAGAGCCUGGUCACCCUUUACCUAUACAAGGGGAUACGGGGUCUGACGUUCCACAGUCAGCACAGCUCGAUGCGAGACAUAAGUCUGGAAUUAGCAAGGCCUGCAGUGUCAAGAAGAGUAAGAAGGGCAGGAGAGGACAGCUUUCUCAGCAGCGCGAAGCGCCACAUCCCCCUGGAUCAAGGCUCAUGCCACGCUACACCCAUCAGGCCGGCACGACUGGUGGACCAGUACCUGGGACGUUCGCCGAAUCUCAACGCCUCUCUCAGAUAGAAACCAAGGACAAUCGAGUACAUGCAUCCCGCGCUUAUGCAGUGCAAGCGCUUGCUCCCACCAACGAUCGACAUGAGCAUGCAUAUGCUCAAGAAUCUCAAUUGCCAAACGAAGGGCAUGGAUGCAUUUCUUACAACAAGGAGUCUUGCGAUAAUACACUAAGCCUCCUGGAUACCACGUUUGAAGAUUUCCAAGACCCCUCUGCUCAAUGUGAGUUUCCUACACCUUCCGUGCGAAUUCCAUCGACCUUGCCACCGCAGCAUGAUGUAACUGAGCCAGAGCGACUACCGUUGGCAAUGAUCCAGGGUCAAGCUGGCAGCCCCUGUCCCGAAGAACAUGCUAUAAUCUCGACUCAGGCUUCUGGUUUCUAUGUCCAGCCCAACAGCCAUGGACUAGUUGAUAUACCGGCUGUGUCGACUCAGUCUCACCAGACGGAAUUACAUGCGAGCAAUCAUCAGGUCGAAUCUCAGCCAAGGGAUGUUGACACUGCGCUGCAUGGCAUCUCCAACCGAGACCGUCCUCCUCGCGUGGCCAAAUCACGACGAAAACCACGAACUAGUGGACCAAUGUCGCAUGAUCUCCAAGAACAGGCAACGUCUCAUAGUAUCGAGCACGCAUUGGAGAACGUGAGAGUAGCAAUGCUUGCAAACAAGUAUCAAGCGCAGCAUAAGACCACAGUGAUCGCCCAGCAACACAAGGCAGAGGUUGCUGAGCUCCAACACACGAUUGAUAACCAGACCCAGUCCAUCGCAGAGCAUGACAUAAAUGACCGAAACCUGAGAGAAGCUCUCAAUCAGCUCACUAAUACGGCCAAGACCAACCAGAGGUUCGUCACAGGCCUUCAGAAAGAUUACGAGACACUGCAAAAGUCUGCGACAAACUUCCAGAAACAAAGCAAAGAGACCUUGAGAGCGAAGAUUACCGAACUCGAGGAUGAAAGGCAGGCGCUGCAGCAAGAGUUCCUGACUGUUACUGAUAAACUCACCGCAACGCAACGGAAGAUGAAGUCAACGCUUGACGACGUCUACGUGCGUUUUGUCAUAUCGGAGUCGAAGAGGAAGGAUCUGGCUGAAAACCUAGACAAGCAGGAUGCUGUACUGAAGGAAGAGCGAAGAAAGCGCGACGAAAUGGAGCAGCAACAUCUGUCCGGCGUCCGGAAUAUCCCUCGUCAAUUUGUCGACAGUUUUGACACUCUUAUCAAGAAGCUUGAAUUGCUCCAGACCUCACUCAACAAUGUCACGACUGACGAUAGUCGGGAUGGUCAGAUUGAGGAGUGUUUAGAUGCCUUGCAAACCCUUCGACUGACGCCUGCUUUGACAAUGCAAGGUAUUGAGAAGUUGGAAAGCACGUUGCGUCUCGUACGCGAACGUCUGGACUCGGGACUGAAUAAUCUUUCCGAAACCAUGAAGUGCAGAGCAGCGCCUGAUGCAGAGCUCCAAAAGUUUAUCAAAGAACAACUGCACAGUCUUCAGACAGAAAUGCUGAGGUAUGAAGAUGUCACAGUUGAGAAUCGCAAGACGCAGCAGUUGAACGCGUCUCUCAAGACGCAACUCGAAGCGCAGCAACAACACUCCAACCGACUAGACAAGCAGAUCAAGAGUUUUCAACAGGCCGAAAUCAAUUUCAAGGCCCGCUACGACCAGCUGGAAUGCGACCUGAAUGAACCAAGAGAUGCUCUACCUGUCGACACAUUAGAGCUUGAGCAAGAGGUUUUUGACCUCCGCCAACAGUUGAAGAAGGUCGAAGAAGAUCUAGGAGCAGCCAAUACCAAAGUCGAGAAGAUCGAGCGGGAGAGGGAUACAUAUAAAGGCUACUACAAAGACGUCAAGGCGGAGCUGCAGGAAUUCCAGCAGAAGCCUAUGGUCCAAGAUGAUACCGCUGUACGAAAGGAGAUUGUAAAGGAUUGCGAGAGCAAAUUCGCGGAGAAACAGCACAGCUUCAGGAGCGAAAUCCACCGGCUUACGAUUGAGUCCGACGAGAAGGAGAAGACACUCCAACAGCUGAGCAACAAGUUGGAUGCUGUGGGUAUCCAACUGGAUGAGCUGAGUGAAAAGAUCCAAACGCUCGAAUCGGAGUUGGUUGAAAAGUCAAACCUCCGUGAACAGCUACGAACCACGACGGAAGUGCUCCAUACUAAUGAUCGAGACUACGUCGAGUUGAGCCGUCAACACAAGGAGAAGGCUCAGAAGAUGCUAGAGCUGCAAGGUGUGUAUGAUAGACUCCAGGCUCAAACAGCACAGCAACAAGCGGCCGUACAAACUGUGCGUCGAGAAGCUGAUAGUACACUUGCAAAAGAGCGACAAGAUGCAAGCGAUAUGUUUCAACUAUCUUUCGAUCAGGUCACGAGCCUACAGGAGGGGAAAAAGAAUCUGUCAACUCGACUCGACUCGGUUCAGAUAAGCGAGGGCAAACUACAACAUGAGGCCACCGAACCACAUGCUGCAAAAGAGGCAAAUAUAUCUCGAGUGGAAAUGGAAGCUGGAGUAGAGAACUGGAAGCUAGUCGAACAGCAUCGCAUCGAGAUUGAUGACUGGAAACGCCGUAUGAGCCAGAAAGAUAUGGCCUUCAGGGAAGUAGAAGCAAAGUUGCGGCUCGCGGAAGACGAGCAUAGAGCCAAGACUGCAGCCGACCGCGAAGCGGCAGAGUCAAACAUGCUAAAACUCGAACAGAAGUAUCGAGACUCACUUCGGGUGGUACUCGAACAGGGUAGUCUCAAUCAGCAGGGCGGCCUUCAGCUACAGGUUGCCAAUAAUACUUCCACACAAUCAAGUGUGAUCACACAGGCAGUGAAGUCUCGGAAGAAGGUCACCCGGCAAAACCAUUCGUUGCUCGAAGUCCCUCAGGAACAGAACCAUCGUUCUGAGAAGCCGUCUUCAAUUUUCAACGCUGAGGUUAUUCAAACUCAGCUCGAAGACGAUGAUCUGUUUGCGACCCAGUUCGAAGAGCAAGGCGAGAUCAACUACACUCCCAACGAUGCAGACAGCGUUGAUGAUGAGCCUGGAACCGCCACAGAAAGCCAGGAUAUUGGAAAUCUGACCAUGACACAGGACGCUUUCAAUGAUGAUUUGUUACGAGCGUCACAGCAACAGCUUAAGCAUCAAGUCUCGAGCUCCACCGAGCUCAGUAGCAUGUCCACUGAUGAGCUAACGAUGAUGGAAAAGACCCAACCUGUGUCGAAUGUUAUGCUGCAAGGCUACGACCAUGGUAUUUCCAAUCGUGGCAAUACAUCUUAUAAGCUUUCCCGGACGCUGGAUGAAACUCAACGUGUACCGCCUACCAUGUCUCGGAGCUAUGGUCGUGAUCCUUUCAAUAAUUUUACAGUUCCAACCAAUGCGGAAGUCAUGUCAGCAGUCGACAACGAGUCUGUGGCCGGCUCUCAGUCAUCUCGAUCCUCUGGACGAGCAAAAUCGCAAGCCAACACAGCAUCUCGGAUGAUGCCGCCUCCCAGUAAGAACUCCGGUCACUCUCAGCCAGGUAUUGCUAGUCAUACGGCAGAUCUCAGAGCCUCAACUCAGCAUACCAUGCACGACAAGGCCGAUCUGAAGUUGAGCGGCAGUGACUCCAGGCUUUCGAAUCCGUCGUCAAAGCAAACCUACAGUGGGCAUGAUCCUCGAGGCUCUGCCCAGACCGGAUCUCAGCAUGGUUCCUCACAAAACAUGAUGCAAGAUCACGCGAAGAAGCGAGAAAGUAGCAUUGAGCAAACUGAAAGAGAUUCAGCCACUAAAAGGCAGCGUACCAGAUCUCAAACUCGCCCCUUGGACUCCUCCCCUGGUCUUCCAAGCCAGAUUCCCCAUGUCUCAGUUCCUCGCCCAGGAGCACAGAAGAAUAUGUCAUAUAUCCAAGGCAGUGCUUCAACUUCGUCCCGAUCGAAAGCUCAGGUAUCCUCUUCCCGUGUUCGUGGUCGCAUCUCCCGUCAGACCCCGUCUUCCGGUGGCGCAUACUCCCCUCGUAGCCAGUUUUCGUCACAGGUAGUUGCUAGUGGUCCGACCCGUUCCUCCUCCCGUCUCACAAGGAGCAACAACAGGAACGACACCGCAUUCAGGGACGGCUUCAACGAGCGCUUCAACGAGAAGCUGGACUAG
Molecule: messenger RNA, 4995 nt
Organism: Alternaria atra
Lineage: Eukaryota; Fungi; Ascomycota; Dothideomycetes; Pleosporales; Pleosporaceae
Exons: 7
Coding region: 1-4995 (1664 amino acids)
Source: RefSeq, a predicted model, not a curated record